CAAGCAUGUGAGAAUCAAGAGCAACAGAACGCGAAGGGGAGAGCAAAAGAGAGCACCAAAGACUCACAGAGGACUAAAGGAUUAUUAGAAAUGUGAGCAAACAGACGAGGGGACAAUCAAGGGACUAGAAAAGACGAGGAAAACAUCAAAUGCUCCGUCAACUCAUCAUCUGUGGGUCAUUGAUCAGAAACUGGGAAAAACCUUGACAACUGCAAGUUAUUGAACUCCCGAGGGGAACAUGAAUGAAGUGGCAUGGGUCCAGAGUGGCUAUUCAGUACCGUGCUAAUACCUUCCAGGAGACUACCACUUUCCUGACCCCACUUUCGAUUGGAUGGAAUCUGGCUGACUCUGACUGAUGUCCCUGCCUGCCCCCUCCCCCUUCAGCUCCUCGGGGGGCUGAGGCAACCUGCCGAGGAGCAUGGGCCGCAGGGUGGCCGAUCCGACAAAUCCUGUUCCUGCACUAGGGGUUCCCCUGGCAGGAGGACGAUGGGGACCACUGUGCAGUGUUGGAGUGCAGACAUCUCCUGGAUUGCGGACUCUCUCUUUCAUCAAAUGGCACGUCAGCCAAGCGGCCAACCCACAGCGAGCCCUCACCAUGGCAACAAAUGCAAUGGAGACAGCAGGAGUUGUCAGCAGUGAGAACAAAAGUUUGCCUCUGUCCAAGGAGACGUCGCAGAUCGAAAUCAACAACCAGACACAGGAUGACAUGGGGUCACAUGGGUCGGGCAGUGGUGUUUACUGCCAGAUAAAAAUGAUCCAGGCAAAUCCAACAGAUGCAAAAAGAAAAAGGACAUCAAAGUACACCAAUGGCAGCGUGGUGGGUUCUGAAAUGUUGGGAGGCGUCUGCACCGAGGCCCCAGAAGACAAAGAGCAGAGCCAAGAAAAAAGAAGGGUGCAGUCUCUCCGUGGGGAGCAACAUCGUUUUGUUUCAAAGACUGGUGGCAUUUGCACGACCGUUCACGCCAGCCCGCCUCGGCCCUGUCGGAUGGCGACGACCUCCUCGCCCCAGCUGUGUGGAACAUGUGGGAGGAAACGGUCACAGCUUACCCACUGCACAGGCGCAUGCCGCAGAAGGGCUGCACCUCAAAUAUCAUCCAGCCAGACUUUACCGCACCCCGCAUGGAAGCAGGGUGCAGUGCAGAACCACACAAGAAAGGAAUCGGCUUUGGAUGUGAAAACCCAAGAUGCAUCAGUGAAAACCAGUAAAAUCCCACAGUUGUCACACACAAUGCCAAAAUCAAACAGUUCACACUCUAGCAAUGCAGCACAAACUCAGAAAAAAACAAAUGCUCAUCAGACAAGGCCACAUUCUGCAGAGUUUACAUACUGCAAGGACACAGCCACACAAACAGCUGACACACACGGUGGCAGGACUGCACCACAAGCGCCACUAACAAACUGUCCCACUAAAACAGAGGUAACAGAACCACUUUUAUCAGACAAAAACAAGCAUAACAGAAGUCAGAAAACAAAUUUAGGCUCCACACCAAGAGAGCCUUCUGGUCAAACAUGUAUAAAAUAUAGCACCCCUCCAGCUCUCUCUGCAAAAAAAUCCCCCAAAUCUACUGUCCCCAAACCAUCAGGCCUCAUAGAUCCCAAUAAAAACAUACAACAGGCAAUUAACAGUCCCAAACCAAACUCCUCCAAAGAGACUAAACUGAAGAACUACACAAAACAGAAGAGCAAAUCUUUAGACAAUCACACUCAGUCUUGCAAGACGCACAAAACAGUGCAAUGUAACGGAGCUCCAGCGGGAAUACUGGCUGGGAGUGCUCCUCGCGGCCUGGAAAGCAAGUUACAGAGUGUGGAGGAGAACCUUGUGUCCAAUCAAGAGAAGAUCAAAGUCCUCCUAAAUGUCAUCCUAGACCUGGAGAAAAGCAAGGCCCUCAGCGAAGGCCGAAGCUCAUACAGAACAGGUCAGGACAUUAACAACUGUCCCACCUGCCAAAAGACAGCCUGCAUCAUCUACAGUGUGGAGCAUGAUUUCCGCCAGCAGGAAGGACGCUUUCAGGGAGUAAUGGAGUCCCUAGAGGGAGAGUACGAUGUGCCUGCACCUCUUCUGACCAAAGCUGCAGUGGCCACUUCCCAGGCCAGCCGGUCCAGCGCCAAGGCUCGUGUCAAGAAACUCCGCAAGAAGUGUUUCUGGUGGCUCUGAUAGUAGCACAGCAGCCUCAGCAGGGAUAUAAGUGUGGUCCGGUCCAGAAUGUUCCACUGCAAGGGAAUUUUACUGCGGUACUGUGGAUUUGGAAACUAACUGGUAAUGGUACAAAGAUAUGAAAGUUCAAAGGAGCUGCUAAAUUUCCAAUGUACUGUAUAGCAGGCCGAUUCAUUAAUUUUAAUUUUGUGGUCCAAGUGCGGUGCCUGUCUUCCCAUUACAUAGUCUGAAGCAAACAGAUGGAACAUUAACGCUCAAGAUUGUUUGCCACUUGGCAAAGUGUUUGUCCCGGAUGAUACAUCAAAUGGAUUUAUGGCUGAAUGGAUUCAUUCAUAUACGUACGGAAAUGAAUCACAAUGUAGCCAUUUGGCUUAAUUACAAUGGGAAAAAUUG
Hippocampus zosterae (dwarf seahorse) is the source of this 2548-nucleotide messenger RNA. RefSeq lists its product as uncharacterized. The transcript has 4 exons. NCBI's taxonomy places the organism in Eukaryota, Metazoa, Chordata, Actinopteri, Syngnathiformes, Syngnathidae. The coding region runs from base 419 to 2155 and encodes 578 amino acids. Gene Ontology annotation, biological process: inhibitory postsynaptic potential. The record is from RefSeq and is a predicted model, not a curated record. Gene Ontology annotation, cellular component: postsynaptic density.